Molecule: messenger RNA, 3675 nt
Organism: Magnolia sinica
Lineage: Eukaryota; Viridiplantae; Streptophyta; Magnoliopsida; Magnoliales; Magnoliaceae
Product: recQ-mediated genome instability protein 1
Exons: 8
Coding region: 66-2321 (751 amino acids)
Biological process (GO): double-strand break repair via homologous recombination; resolution of meiotic recombination intermediates
Cellular component (GO): RecQ family helicase-topoisomerase III complex; nuclear body
Molecular function (GO): nucleotide binding
Source: RefSeq, a predicted model, not a curated record
GUAUAUAAGCCUGUUUGGAGGCAGAACCCGAAAUUCGAAAAUCAGAGUCGGAGAGGGGAAAGAAAAUGCGUAGAAGGCUUCGUCUCCCGACCUCUUCCGACGAAGACGAAGAUCGUCAAACCCUAAUCUCUCCAAACCCUAAUCCUAACCCUAACCCUAAUCCUUCUCCAAAUCCCUCCCCUCUCGAAAUCCCCGACGACGACGAUUUCAUCGACAUCCCCGCCUCUCCCUCCCCCCCUCCGAUUCCCCCACCGCCCGCCGCGACGGACCUAUCCUGUCCGAUAGACGCGUUCCUGAGGAAUCACGGACUGCGCCUGCAGCGGCAGUGGCUGGAUUCCUGCAUUUCCGUACUGUCGAGCUCGCAGCCCGGUUUCACUGCUCUGGAUGCUGCUGGAAAGGCGAAGCUUUGUUUCGAGCAGUUCCUGCUUUCUGAUAUGAAUGUAUCUGGAUUCGGUGUGCUGCCGGAGAAUGUGCACGCUAUGCAUGGUGUUGAGCUGGCGGGCCCCUUCGUCUUGCAGGAAGUUUCUGCUGACAGCUUUGAUAUUUUCAAGCUGCUUAAUUCCUGGACUGCAGCUGUUUCUUCAUCUAACACUGUGCAGCAUUUCGUCCAGGUUGAUGAAAUAGUUAAUAUUGGUUUACCUCUACGAGACAGGUAUCAUGAUGCACCUGCCGGGUAUAAGAGGUGCCUCAAAUUGUCAAUGACUGAUGGUGCUCAACUUGUUUUUGGAAUGGAAUAUAGGCCUAUCAGAGAUCUUGAAGUUUUGGCUCCUGCUGGUUUAAAGGUUUGCAUUCGAAAUGUACACAUACGACGUGGACUUCUAAUGCUGGUCCCGGAAGUUUUGGAGGUUCUAGGAGGAUUGGUUGAGGAUUUGGAUGCAGCACGCCAGAGGCUUGUCCAAGAAGUAAAUAAGCCACCUCGGGGCAAAAGGCAACGGAAUGGUGAUGCUCCUUCUUUGGCCACUAGAGCUCGGUGUGCUGCUUGGCCAUCCAAUACUGUUAAUGAUCAUGUUCCAGCAAAUGUUUCAAGAUCACUGGGCACCAAUCCACCUCAGUCAUUGGGCCAAGUUGCUACUUUGGCUACAACUGGCAGUAAUGCCGGAGGAAGAACUAGUGAAGGUAUUGCUGCUCCCAAUAGUACACGAGAUGCUGAAUCUAAUCCGUCAUCCUUGAAUACUGUCUCAGAUGUAGCUACUUUGGCCACAUAUGGUAGCAAUGCUAGAGGUAGAGCUGGAGAAGGGUUUUCUUCUUCUACACAUAGACCAAACACCAGAGUUGAUUCAUCAUUCUUAAAUAAUGUCUCCAAAUCUGCGACUUUGGCCACACCUAGCAGCGAUGCCAGAGGAAGACCUAGACGAGGGUUUUCUGCUCCAAGCAAUGUGCUGGAUGCUGAAGCUAAUUCAUCAUUUGCAGAUGCUGUUGUGGACGUAUCUACUUUGGCUACAUCUUGUGGUGAUUUUGGAGGAAGAACUAGAGAAAUGUUUGCUGCUCCCAGUAGUAUGCUGGAUGCUACAGGGAACUCAUCAUUCUCAGAAACUGUCUCAGAUGUCACUACGUUGGCUAGAUCCGGCAGUGAUGGAGGAGAAAAAACUUCAGAAGGGUUUGGUGCUCCCAGAAGUAGGCCAGAUGGUGAGGCUAGCCCAUCCUCAAAUGGUGUCUUGAAUGUUGCUACUUUGUCUCCAACAAGUAAUUGUGCUGUAGGAAGUCCAAAAGGGCCUGAUACUGGCAGUAGGAGGCCAGCAUCUGAAGCUAAACCAUCCUCUAAUACUAAGGAAAUCAAUAAGGUUGAUGAGGUGGGACACCUGCUCAUUCUAAGCGGCGACAAAGAGAUUCCUUUUACCUAUUUAGCUUGUUUGUUAGCAAAAUGGACUGCAAAGGAGGACACAUCAUCGUUUGUUCAUGGUAAAAUUAAGUGCUUUUUGACUGGUGUGAAAGGGUUCCAGUUUAGGAAUCGGAGUACAUAUGAGCUCCAAGUUUAUGUUGAUGAUGGUAGUCUUAUCUCUGAGGUCCUCAUUGAUCACAAAGUUGUGCAAAAGGGAAUAAGGCACUCUCCAGAGGAGGUUAAUGCUGCUCUUUCUUCUUCUGACAAGAAAACUGUUACCAGUAUGAAGGAAACCAUGAAGCAAUAUCAGCUUUAUUUGGCAAAAUUCGAGGGUACGAUGCUUGUGGAGAUAAACGGACUCUCUCCUCUUCCGGUUGCACUGGAGAUGGAUCAGGGUUGUCCAUCAUCUGAUGCGUGGCUGCUCCUUAGAAGACUGAGAAUAUUCACUGCUCCUGAAUCUCCACAGCACAACCAGUUUAAGCCCAUAGACAUAUCCCCUUGAUUCAGAAGAUUGAUUUGCCAUCCAUGCCUAGGAAAAAUAUGGAAAUGGAUUAUGUUGAGUUCGCAUCCAGAAAAUCACAAUUGCGGGAACAGUAUUUUUAUGAGCACGAAGGAUGAUGCCCUUGCACUCUCCUCUAUGAUGGUGCUUGUGCACUCUGACGGGCUAUGUUACCUGAGUAAAGGUGGGUAUGGGGUUUGAGAAUGGUACGGUUUGGGUUUGCCAGGUCUUCAAAAUCCAAAUUCUCAAGAUACGUGUACCCUUUACAGAUCUGUGAUGCGCAUCAGUAAUUUGUUGCCCAAUUGCGAUAAUUCACUACCAAAUUCUCCAGAUAUCAAAAUCCUCGUAAAUUUGGGUUUCAGGCCUUCGGAAACCGCUUCAAUUAUGUAAUCUUUUUUAAAAGGAUCCAAGUAUCAUAGCUGACAGUGUAUUACCUUUUUCAAUUGCUUGGGGAUUUACUUGGAUCACUGGGGGAGAUGGAGCCAACCCAUGAUUUUCAAUCUUGAGGGAGAGACGGUCAGAAUUUGCUCUGAGCUUCUAUGAGAUUCAAGACUGUUUCCAUCUUUGCAGAAAGUUGAGGAAUUAUGGAAGAUGUUUGAGUUGAAAGCUGAAAGCUGGGUUUUAGUGGUUAAGGGUCUGAGAACUCAUUUGUCUGUAUUUGGAUCUGAGUGAGCUGAUAGACGGAAGCCAAAAGUGUCAGGGACCACGUGUUUUAUCUGCGUUACGCCCAACACUUCCAGCAAGGUUUGCUUCCGGACUGAUUCCACUAAUUUGUUGUGAGUUCUUUUUUCCAUUUUGUUUUCUUUUUAAACGAAGUAUCUUGUUUCAGGGUGCAUUUGGUUGCACCAAAUAUCAUGAAAAUUUGUACCAAAUUAGUUUGAUUAAUCAUGAAAUGUCAUGAAAUUUUAUGAUAUCAGGCAGAAAUUGUCUUAUUCCAUUUGUAAGGUGUUAGACAAUGCAAGGAUCAGGGGAUUGUAGAGAAUGUUUGGGGUUUUUAGUUUCAGUUUGAACUUAAAAGUGAUCCCAAACAUCAAGAGGAUGGGACUCAUUACGAAUGGGCCAUGCACAUUGAAUCCUUGAAGAUCCUACCUAGAGAAUAUCUGGCCUUUUUUUUGCUCGAAUUAGAACAGCUGCUGUAUUUUUAUUUUCAACUGUUUCUUUGUUAUCCUUCCAUUGAAAGGUUUUUGGGUUUUUCUCCAUUUCAGUGGGUCCCUUUAUAAAUGGUUUGGAUCACUGAAGAAUGGGCCCCACUUAUGCAGACUGCAACCUGAAUGUUACUGCACAAUCACCGGAAGUGAGAUUGUAUAAUAACUUAUACUUUUUAUUACUUUCUAUUGAUACUUCCCUUUUUGGAUCA